Triticum aestivum (bread wheat) is the source of this 701-nucleotide messenger RNA. Its product is annotated as transcription elongation factor 1 homolog. Gene Ontology annotation, cellular component: transcription elongation factor complex. The coding region runs from base 166 to 477 and encodes 103 amino acids. The record is from RefSeq and is a predicted model, not a curated record. Gene Ontology annotation, biological process: transcription elongation by RNA polymerase II. Gene Ontology annotation, molecular function: RNA polymerase II complex binding. The transcript has a single exon. NCBI's taxonomy places the organism in Eukaryota, Viridiplantae, Streptophyta, Magnoliopsida, Poales, Poaceae.
CACGGUUAACCCCUCUGCCUCUGGCCACACCAAUAUAAAGCUUACUCCCAGGACGCGGCGGCGCGCUCUGCCCGGUGCAUCAUCCUCUCGCCUAGCUCCAGCUCCGCCUCUACUCUCCCCGCCGUCGACGUCGCCGUUGCAAGCACCACCAGAUAGAUCGACUAGAUGGGGAAGCGGAAGUUGACGCGCGCGAAGACGGCGCCGCGGAAGAAGGCGGAGAAGCUGGACACGUCCUUCUGCUGCCCCUUCUGCAACCACCCCGACAGCAUCGACUGCAAGAUCGACCUCAAGCACAUGGUGGCCGAGGCCUCGUGUAGCACGUGCUCCGAGAGCUACUCCACCACGGCCCACGCCCUCACCGAGCCCGUCGACGUCUACGCCGAGUGGAUCGACGAGUGCCAGAAGGCCAACGCCGACCGGGACGAGGGCAACGACGUCGUCCGGGAAGAGGUGGAAGACGACGAGGAGUACGCAUGAUCGAUCGUGUCCAAGUACACAAGUACGUAAAUUGGAUGCGUGUGUAGUACCACGGCACGAUCUAUUUUUCUUCUCCUUUUCUGUGAGUAGCGUUGUGAUUGGAUAUGCGUCGAUUCUUCCGUGUAGAUAUCUUUGUUGGUGCCGGAUGUAAAUCCUGCACUGCCGUGUCACAGCUCGUGGCAUCUCUUAUUGGAGGCUUUUCACACUACCAUGAAAGUUCGGUA